AUGACCGGCAAAGGCAAGAAGCGCAAGAUUUCUAUGAAGCAGGGGCAUAGUAGUAAUCAAAUGAGCAAUAAUAAACCGAAGCAGAAGGCUGCAAAGAAGCCUCAGCAUUCAGAUCGUAGACGUGAGCAGCAGCAGCAGCAGGAAGAAGAAGAAGACGUGGAGAUUGACGAGGAAGAUGUCGCAUUUUACGAGAAGAAUGCCGAGUUUACAGAGUUUUUAGCUAAUAUGGACACGAAAGCAUUAAGUAAACCAAUUGAAUUUACUAGUGAUAAGAAGAGGGCGUUAAAAUCUGUCAAGUUACAGGACGGAGAGAUCAAAGACAAGAAAGAUGAGGAUAUACCACUAGAAAAGUUGGAAGCGCAUCCACGUAAAGCUGCAUGGACGACAGAUAAGGAAGAAAUGAUGAAGGAUAAACUACCGGUUAAAUUUAUGGAUGGAAGUGUCCAUACUAAUAAACUUUUGGCUGAGGAAAUGAAGGUAUCCAAGGACGUAGAGGCUAAUGGAAGAUGA
This is a messenger RNA of Peronospora belbahrii, 510 nucleotides long. The record is from the annotation of a GenBank genome assembly. NCBI's taxonomy places the organism in Eukaryota, Oomycota, Peronosporomycetes, Peronosporales, Peronosporaceae.